This is a messenger RNA of Corythoichthys intestinalis (scribbled pipefish), 3039 nucleotides long. Its product is annotated as putative leucine-rich repeat-containing protein DDB_G0290503. The record is from RefSeq and is a predicted model, not a curated record. Lineage: Eukaryota; Metazoa; Chordata; Actinopteri; Syngnathiformes; Syngnathidae. The transcript has 3 exons. Bases 1 to 3039 code for a protein of 1012 amino acids.
AUGUCCUGGAUAAACGGGCAACAGUUAACUGAUGAAUUUUUAAGGGAACACGUUAAAGAUCUGGAAAAUAAAAAGACCAUGUUGCUUGAGGAAAAAAGGCGCAACAAUGAAGACCUGGCUCUUCUGGAGUCUGAGGCUAUCAACGUGGAAACAGAGAAAAAUGACUUGGCCAAAACGUUGGGUUGUCUUCAAUAUGCAAGUUUCAUGAGGGAGAUGUCAAACCAAGACUUGAGCUCAUUCUAUCUUGGGCAAAAAGAAGACAUUCUCAGUGAGCAGAAUCAGAUCUUUAAUUUUAACAUGAUUUGGCAAGACUCUCAUACUGAGAAGAUGCAAAGACGGACAGGAAAGUAUGGGAUGGCCCUGCUUGAAAGUCGCUGUGUGGAAAUGGAAACGCGGAAUGACGACACGAUGACACAGUUGGCUCAUAAUCAAAGUCAACUUGCAAAGUUAAUGGAGGAAAAUAAAGACUUACGGUCUGAACUGGAAAAGGUGAUGCCGAAUAGCCUUAACAGUCUAUCCAUUCAGGAGUGGGCUCUUGGAUCUCAAAAGGGAAAUUUAUUUCCAAACAAACCAGUCAUAGUUCCUCAUUGUAACAACAAUCUGGAUGAACAAUACAAGGUCCUCAAAGAUCAGAUUGCAGAUCUAAAAAUACAACUUAAAAACCAUAAGGAAAGUGAAGAUGUACUGAUUAGACAGAAUGAUUCCCUUACAAAUGAGGUGGCUAAGCUUAAAGCACAGAGUUUGAAACCGGACACAUUGCUGGAGAAACAGAAUGGUGACUUGCGGGCACAACUUCUAUUUCAUCAAGAAAAAGCGAAAACUCAGUUAACUGUGCUUCAGCCCCAGAGUGUACAUAUGGAAAAACAGAAUUGCGACUUAAGGGAAAAAGUUAAACGUCUUCAAGAAAACAAGAGCUGUCUCGAUGAUGACAUUAGAUCCUUGAAUGACGCCUUAGCUCGAGCUCAAUCUCAAAGCGCAAAGAUGGAAACGCAGAAUUUUGAAGUGAAGGGACAAGUUAAAGCCCUUCAAGAAAAUAAGAACCAACUUCAGGAUGAAGUGAAAUCUCUUAAUGAUCAGGUGGCUUUGCUUCAGUCUCAGAGGACAAAGAUGGAGAUUCAGAAUAAUGAAUUGAGGGCACAAAUUAAAGCACUUCAAGAGAAUGAGGAUAUUUUGAUCAAGCAGAAUGAGACGCUCAACGAUGAGGUGACUCGUCUUGAAAGAAGCAACGUGAGAAUGGAUAAAAAGAAUGACAACUUGCGGACGCGACUAAAGGCUCUCAAAGAAAAUGAGAAUAUCUUAAAUGAGAAGACAGAAUCCCUCAUGGCUGAUUUGUCCCAUUUUGAGGUCCAGCGAGAAAAUGAUCAAACUAAGAUUUAUAGUCUUCGUACAGAACUGCAGACACUUCGGUGUCAGUUACAAGAUCAAGAUGAACUAUUGAGAAGGAUAAACCAUGCUGAAUCUCUCAUGGAGAAGGCGUGGGAGGAGAAGGAAAGACUGAGCAACAAACUGAUUGAGCUUGAAGAAGAUGGCAACUUUGUCAAAAAGCAAAAUGAUGAUGCCCGAGUCGAGUUGGAGAAGAAUAAAUCUCUUCAAGAACAACAGAGUGAGCAAAUUGCUCAACUGAAGGAAGCAUUAAAAGAGCAUAAACUCCAACUUGAGGAUUGCCAUUUUUUAAUCUAUAGUAAAGAUGAUGAAUUGGAAAAGCAAAACAAAAAAAUUGUUUAUCAAAAUGAAAACACGGAGGAGCUUGAGUGUCUGGUCAACAGUUUCAAACAGAAAAUACAUGAACUUCAAUGCCAGUUGGAACUCAAGCAGAUGGACGAAAUUUUAACCGCGAAUAAAAUCUGCAGAAGCCUGGAGGAGACGGCACCUGCGCGUGACCCAUUUCGUGAAAACCAAGUUGGAUUAAGGAAAGAGAUGAAGGAUGUGAAUAUGCAGGUAUCAGAUCUCCAUCAAAACGAUCGCUUCAUGGAGUCAAAUAGCCUCAUGAAGCACAACUUGACUUUGUGUGAAUCCCCGAGUCUGAAGAUGGAAACAGAAAAUGAUGAAUUGAGGACAAAGGUUAAAGAUCUUCAAGAAAAUGAAGCAAGAUUGAUUGAACUGAACAGGUGCCUCAGUGAAAAAGUCGCUCAUCUCGAAUCUUGGAAAACAAGGAAUAGAGAUUUGGGGGUCACGGCUGAAGAUCUCCGAGAACAUGAGGACUUGAUGCCUGGGCAGAGCCAUCUCCACGACGAUACUUUGAGUUUGAAGCUGAAGACGGAGAAUGGAGAUUUAAGGGUGCAAGUUCAAGAUCUUAAAGACAAUGAGAAACUUAUAAAGCAAAGGACAGAGACCCUCAAGGAUGAAAGGGACAAGUAUAAAACAGAGAAUAACCACUUGAAGACAUACACGGAGACACUUGAGUCUCAACUGUGUGAUCAAACUGAAUUUAGGAGAAGGGCGGAUCUUGCUGAAUCCCAGACGAAGAAAUACGUGGCAGAGAACGAUAAACUCAGGAAUAAAUUGCUGGAGCUUGAAGAAAAGGACAACUCUUACAAAAAGCAGCACGGUGCUGUCCAAGAGGAGAUGGAAGCACACAAAUCCGUCAGGGAGCAACAAUCCCAACAGAUUGCAAAACUAAAUGCAGCAUUAAAAUAUAAUGAACACCAGAUUAAGGAGGCCAGAGGUCUCCUGAGUAGUAAAGAGGUUGAGUUGGAAAAGCUAAAUGUGGUCACCGAAGAUAUGAAGACUUUAAUUACAAAUUUAAAACAAAGAAAUGGCCAUCUUCAAGGGCUACUAGACCACAGUCAAAGUGCAAUUAAGGACACAUGUCUUCUUGACACAUCAGAUGAAGUUGAGCCCCUGGAGGAGCAUUUGAGUUCUGCAUCUAGCAGACAUGACAGACUUUACAAUCAAUGGAGUUUUAAAGCGCUUAUUAGGAAUCCUAAUCUAUGUUUCAUUGCAGGACUCUUGGUAGGUUUGCUCCUACUUGGACCUUUGCUUUUCUUUCCUGAUGAUUUCGCUGACUUUGUAGAUCUAUACAUACGUCGCGGCUGUUAA